This is a messenger RNA of Naegleria gruberi, 738 nucleotides long. RefSeq lists its product as uncharacterized. The transcript has a single exon. Lineage: Eukaryota; Heterolobosea; Eutetramitea; Acrasida; Naegleriidae. The record is from RefSeq and is a predicted model, not a curated record. Bases 1 to 738 code for a protein of 245 amino acids.
AUGAUGGAUUCUAUUCUACCACCAAUACCAAUUUCACUCUACGACUUUUUCGGAUCAAUUUGGAUAAUACCUGGAACAAUUGGAUCAAUUAUUGGAGAUCCUCUCGUUUGUUAUUUGGCCUAUAUUCUCUCACCUAAGGUUAAAAAUCAAGAUGCCUCUGGUCCUGUUCGUAUCCGAUGGCCAAUUGUUACAUUCAUGUUACAAAUUAUUUUCGGUUUGAUUAGGACUGGAUUAUUCUUUCUUUUAGUUUUUUGGACAAGGUACUAUUGUUUGGAACAUAAUGUACGUGGAGUUUUCAAUGGAUUCAUUCCGGAGGAUGAUGAUGCAGAUGAGGAUGAAAUUAAUAAGAGAAUGUAUGAAAAUAGUGCCAAUGCUGCUUUUGGAUUUAUCAAGAUGCACUUUUUCAUUAUGAAUUUUGCCAGCUCUUAUAUUGGUCAUGUAAUUUCAUCAGCAAAGACUGGUUAUGUUGCCAAUCCAAUGGCUGAUCAAAUGGCCGAUCAACCUAAUAAUGCCAUUCCACCAGAAAUGAUGAAACUCGAUCUGAAUUUAAUUUGUCAUGCAGCCUCAGUUGUCAUUUAUGUUUAUAUUGUAUUGAUAUUUGUUUGGUCUGUUAUUGGAUUAUCAACUGCAUUAAUGGUUGCUGUUGUUCAUAUUGCAUUAAUUUUAGUAAUUUAUAGAAAUGUUGUCAAGAUGAUUAUUAAUACUGUUAAAAAACUCUUUUCUAAUAAGACUGAUUAA